Messenger RNA from Plenodomus lingam JN3, 813 nucleotides. The record is from RefSeq and is a predicted model, not a curated record. NCBI's taxonomy places the organism in Eukaryota, Fungi, Ascomycota, Dothideomycetes, Pleosporales, Leptosphaeriaceae.
AUGGCGACACCGGAAAAGGAACACAAGGCGGGCAAGGUUUAUGAUGCACCUAUUGAGCUACCCAAGUGCGCGCAUGCCUCAACCCCCCCUCCGCCAGACGAAUACGGAGAAAUAGUUGAGGUCGUUGUCGGAGAUGACAGAUUAUUCCCAAAGGAAACUUUUCAGGUCUUUGAUGGACUUCUCAAGCAUUACUCCUCGUACUUCCGUUCAGCCCUCAAAGAAGAGUGGAUCGGGAAAGGUGCAAAGACAAUUGCAUUACCAUUCGACAAGCCAAACGUGUUCCGAGCGUUCUAUAAUUGGCUGUUCGCCAGACAGCUGUAUUCCCGACUCUCUGACGAUGGAUCCAUUCCCAUGAGCGUCCAGCUAAUCUGUGAGGUUUACGUCUUCGGCGACGUUCGUGGCGUGUCAGAGCUAUGUAACGCUGCCAUAGACCUCCUCUUUCAGCGAAACUCCCAGAGAUGGGAAUUUCCUGAAGAUUCACUGGCCUACAUCUACGACAACACAACACAUGCGUCCCCACUACGCACUUACAUGGUCGAAUAUGGAGUCGAGAAGUAUGAUUACGGCAGAUCAAACGUGGGAAUAAUGGACCUACCACAGGAACAUCUCGCAGAAUGCCUAUUGACAUUAUGCAAACAGCCAAAUACCACGACCACACUGGCCAGGCUGGAUCCACGGAUGCAAGGCUUGAGAGGAAUGCCAGCGCGUGACUCGUUCAACUUGACACAAGCGACAAGUAGUCAUCGGGGCUCAUCAAGAACGACAAUCUCACAUUUCACUACAUUUUCAAAUUCGAAUUCACACAAUGUUUAA